AUGUUCAGACAAUAUUCUAGAGCAAUCCGUUCAACUCCGUUCACCAGAUCUUACGCUACUAACGUUGCACAGUUCCUCGGACAGAAGAACAGCAAUGGAAAAUACACCGUGUCUUUCAUAGAGGGUGACGGUAUUGGUGUUGAGAUCAGUGAUGCCGUCAAGCAAAUCUACUCCGCAGCUGACGUCCCAAUUGAGUGGGAAUCAUGCGAUGUCACUCCUCUGUUCAUCAACGGAAAGACCACUCUGCCACAGCAGGCCGUAGACUCUAUCAACAAGAACUUGGUGGCUCUGAAAGGUCCUCUCGCAACCCCUGUUGGAAAAGGUCACCAAUCUCUGAAUCUAACACUUAGAAGAACUUUCAAUUUGUUUGCCAAUGUCAGACCUUGUAAGUCCAUCCAAGGUUACAAGACCCCUUACGAGAAUGUCGAUACAGUUUUGAUCCGUGAGAACACUGAAGGUGAAUACUCCGGUAUCGAGCACACUAUUGUUCCAGGUGUUGUCCAAAGUAUCAAGCUGAUCACCAAGGUUGCAUCUGAGAGAUGUAUCAGAUAUGCCUUCGAGUACGCUCGUUCUGUUGGAAGAAAAGAAGUUUUGGUCGUCCAUAAGGCCUCCAUUAUGAAGCUUUCCGAUGGUCUUUUCGUUAAGACUGCUGAAGAACUGGCUUCUGAGUACCCAGAGAUCAAGCUGUCCUUCGAGUUGUUGGAUAACACUUCUCUGAAGUUAUGUACUGAUCCAUCUGACUACAAGAGUUUAGUGAUGGUCAUGCCUAACUUGUACGGUGACAUCAUGUCUGACUUGUCCUCCGGUUUAAUCGGUGGUCUAGGUUUGACCCCUUCUGGAAACAUGGGUGAUAAGGUUUCCAUUUUCGAGGCCGUCCACGGUUCAGCUCCUGACAUUGCUGGUAAGAACUUGGCCAACCCAACUGCUCUGCUGUUAUCCUCAUGCAUGAUGUUGAGACACAUGUCUUUGAACAGCUAUGCCGACAAGAUCGAAAACUCUGUCUUGAAGACCAUUGCUUCUGGACCAGAGCACAGAACUAAGGACUUGAAAGGAACCUCCUCGACUUCAAACUUCACCGAACAAGUUAUCAAGAACUUGUAA
Komagataella phaffii GS115 is the source of this 1101-nucleotide messenger RNA. Its product is annotated as Subunit of mitochondrial NAD(+)-dependent isocitrate dehydrogenase, which catalyzes the oxidation of. The coding region runs from base 1 to 1101 and encodes 366 amino acids. Gene Ontology annotation, biological process: isocitrate metabolic process; tricarboxylic acid cycle. Lineage: Eukaryota; Fungi; Ascomycota; Pichiomycetes; Pichiales; Pichiaceae. The record is from RefSeq and is a predicted model, not a curated record. The transcript has a single exon. Gene Ontology annotation, molecular function: isocitrate dehydrogenase (NAD+) activity; NAD binding; magnesium ion binding. Gene Ontology annotation, cellular component: mitochondrion.